AUGGCCUCCACAUCGGCCCUGCCUACUCCCUCGCGAGCGGCUCCAAACCCGCCACCAACAAGUGCUCUACCAACCCUCCCUAAUCCCAAGCCUCGCAAAAGCACUACCUCAGUAUUGUCGUCGGGUGGGGACUUGCCCCGAGCGGCUUCACCACAACUUUCAAAACUGCGCUCUCCAUCCAGCCCGAGACCCCCCUCUGCGGCCCGUUCCCCCCUCUCGACCUCCAAUUCCACCUCCAAUCUCAGCUCGGUGCGCUCUGCCUCCAGCGGGGGCGCGCCGGGGAGCCCUGAAAAAACUCUGCGCCGGACGAUCAGCAUCGCCUCAUUUCCACAGCCGCCCAAAGCUCCAACGCGCCCGUUGACUGCCUCGACUGUCUCGGGCAUAUCUGGUUCCAGCGGCAGCGCGAAGCCGAAGCGAAGCUCGCGACUUUCCACCGGCACCACUAGCAGUUACCGCAGCUCCAAGACACCCUCCCUGCUGAACGGCAACGGAGAUGGGAACUCCAUCAUGAACGCGCGCGACCCUGAGGGAUCCCCUUCUCACAGCCGAAGCUCUUCCGCCCAAGGCUCUGUUUCGACGAGUGCGACUACGUUCGAAGAUGAUAACGAGACCAGUGGAGCGAGCACGGUCAAGUCGAGCUCCAGACCGAAGGAGUCGAAGGGGAAUGUGAUUGUGAGUGUACGUGUGCGGCCGGAUGGCAAUGCGGGUGAAACCCCGCGCAAUCACGGCGAAUGGUCCGUAGACGGACGGAAGAGUCUCAUUUCCCACCGCGCGAAGGAUGGAGGUGACUACUAUUACGAUAAUGUCUUUACGGCAAAUGAAAACAAUGCCAAAGUUUACGACUCUGCGGCAAAACGGCUGGUUCGGCGGGUCAUGGAGGGCUACCAUGGAACCGUUUUUGCGUACGGUAUGACCGGUACUGGAAAGACCUUCUCGAUGCAAGGCACCGCGAGCUCGCCCGGUGUUAUCCCGCUCGCUAUCACCGAUAUCUUCUCGUUCAUUCGUGAAACUCCGCAUCGGGAGUUUCUGCUGCGGGUCAGUUACCUUGAAAUCUACAACGAAAAGAUCCAUGAUCUGCUUUCUGCUCCUCCCAAUACGAACGGAGGUGCUCCUGCACCCCAGGAGGAGAUCAAGCUCCGUGAGGACAGCAAGCGAGGCGUAUAUGCGACGCCUCUGAAAGAAGAGAUUGUUCAGAGUCCAACCCAGCUUCUGCGAGUUAUCGCGCGCGGAGACCAUGCCCGGCGGACUAGCAGCACCCAGUUCAACGCGCGCAGUUCUCGAAGUCACGCUGUUGUGCAAAUCGUCGUCGAAAGUCGAGAGCGUGUGCCUUCCAGCAACUCGCAGGAUAAAAGAUCUGGAAUCGCGCCUGGCGGUGUUCGCGUAUCAACUCUGAGUCUGAUUGAUUUAGCGGGCUCCGAGCGUGCAGCCGAUGAUAAGGAGCGCCGAACCGAGGGUGCGCAUAUUAACAAGAGUUUGCUCACUUUGGGCAAUAUCAUCUCGAAGCUAUCUGAUGCGAAGGACAAGCAAGGAAACGCCGCCGAUAAAGAAGGCCGGCACUUGCCUUAUCGAGAUAGCAAGUUGACCAGGUUGCUCCAGGGCGCGCUUUCCGGUAACUCUCUUGUUAGUAUCCUCUGUACGAUCCAAUUGGUAUCUGGAGUGAACGCCACGUCUGGCGAAACUAUCAACACUCUCAAGUUCGCUGCGCGAGCCAAAAACAGCAUUGUCAGCCACGCGAAGAAGGCCGAGGAAGCAUAUGGUGCCGGCGGCGGCGAUGGCAGCCGUGUUCUGCUCGAACGCUAUCGCAUGGAGAUCCAGAGCCUCCGGACCCAGCUUGAUUCCCAGGCCAAGGCACAGCAAGAGAAGGAGCUCAAAUGGGACGAGCAGAAAUUUGAACAAGAGGCCCAGGUUCGGCAUGAGGAGCAGGUACUGGAAAUGCAACUGGCCCGUACGGCCCUCAAGGAACGGAUCGAGCAUCUCAACCGUCUCAUUCUGAGCUCCAAAUCCACUGGAGUCAACAAUCAUAACAGUCUGUCCUCUGCCUUUGGGCGUCUUUCAAGAAUGUCCGGCACUGAUGCUGGCACUCGCUCCCUUCGGUCGUCGGCUAGUCACUCUACCCUGGGUGCCCACACAUCCUCGAUUCGGCCGAUGUCCUUUAUGUCCACGAACAGCACCGACACCGCAACAACAUACCCCGGUGGCUCAUUUCAGGACGAGGAUGAGGACAUGGGUGAAUUCGGCGAUGGCAGGGCCAGUCUCCAGCGCCAAGUCGCAGCAUUGCAGGCCGAUUUGAGCGACAAGAACCGAUACAUCUCGACCCUUGAGCGACGCCUUCUUCAAGCUCGACGGUCGAGCAAUUCCCGCGCGUCGUCCAUGGGUGUCAAGACACCCUCCAGCGCAACCAUUGCUGAGUAUCCGGACAUGACAACCUUGCUGCGCGAGAAGGACCACGAGAUCAACGAGCUCCGGAUCCAGCUUGAUGACAAGGAUCGCAUGCUCUCUGCUCUGAGAUCCGCUGCCCGACACCGUGAUGCCGCUGUUACCAACGAGGCCCAAUCUCCCGAGAUGAAGAGUCCCCGAGAGUCCAUUGCAUCGGAAAUUCACGGCCCAAUUGAAUCCGGUGGGGGAACGCAUAGAGUGUCGAGUCCCAGGGUGUCGAGUCCCAGAGUGUCGAGUCCCAGGAUCUCGAGCCCACGGGCCGUUUCCGCGCCUCAUAAGACCGAGGCCACAGACAAGGAGAAGGACAAGGAGGAAGACCGUACCAAGAAUAUGGAUGAAGUCUCCCGAAUGCUCGACGAAAUGAUUCAGAUCGGGCAUGUGAAGCGCGGCUCGAUCGACAGCCGACGUGUUUCUACUGCCGAGGUCUCUGCUCUCAAUGCAGCCAGGUCGACUCCUACACCAACUCCAAAGAUGCCUGCGCCUGUUCCUCCGGUUCCUGCUCCCUCAGAGUCUAUCACCCCCAAUUUCGCCACUGCCCCGAAUUCCCCCCCCACUGUAAUUCCACGAGGUCUGAAGCUACCUCGUUCUUGUGCUUAUACUGACGCUUCUCUAUUAAUCUGA
Messenger RNA from Penicillium chermesinum, 3057 nucleotides. RefSeq names its product putative kinesin family protein (KipA). Bases 1 to 3057 code for a protein of 1018 amino acids. Gene Ontology annotation, molecular function: microtubule motor activity; microtubule binding; ATP binding. Gene Ontology annotation, biological process: microtubule-based movement. The transcript is spliced from 2 exons. The record is from RefSeq and is a predicted model, not a curated record. NCBI's taxonomy places the organism in Eukaryota, Fungi, Ascomycota, Eurotiomycetes, Eurotiales, Aspergillaceae.